This is a messenger RNA of Cryptomeria japonica (Japanese cedar), 1475 nucleotides long. Its product is annotated as ribosome-recycling factor, chloroplastic. The record is from RefSeq and is a predicted model, not a curated record. Lineage: Eukaryota; Viridiplantae; Streptophyta; Pinopsida; Cupressales; Cupressaceae. Gene Ontology annotation, cellular component: chloroplast. Gene Ontology annotation, biological process: plastid translation. Gene Ontology annotation, molecular function: ribosomal large subunit binding. Bases 279 to 1139 code for a protein of 286 amino acids. The transcript is spliced from 13 exons.
UUAAAAAAUAAUUCCACAGCAAACCAUUAUUUUUGGUUGAAACUCGCUCACAUGGAUUCUCAAAGCCUCGUAUUCAUAGUCUAACGUGAUAUUAAGAUAGCCCUACACUGAAAUUGAACUUAUCCUUCAGUGAACUUAUCCUCCCCACUCAAAGAUGUGCAACAAAGAUAGCGGCCGUAGAUUUGCGAGAGGCAGAUAAAGUAGCAGUCGCAGCAGCCAAUAAACAGGAAAGAAGAAAGAAGCUCCAUUCAGCACAAGUUUUUCUUUCUAAGGUCAAAAUGACAUCUACAUUUUCAUGUGCUUCAAGUGGUUCCACGGUUGUUUCAAUCUCAAGAGGCCCAAAAGCUUCCUUCAGAAGAAGGGGUGCAGGACAAGGUUUUGGAUAUGGGGUAAAACCAUUUGCGGGAUCAAAUUGUAGACAUGUAAUGAUUUCUACAGGAAGAAAUUCCACCUAUUCCAUAAGGUCCCUGGCUUCUAAGGAUGGAUUCUUUGGAAAAUCUUUGAUUCUCAGACCUUUUCAACAGAAAAGGAAUGUGAGAAUAGGUGCUUGCAGUUGUGCCACUUCUGAAGAAACAUAUGAGGAGAAGCUGUUAACAGAAGAAGAUGCUAGGGAAAGGAUGAGUAAGACUUUGGAGGCAAUGAAAUCAAAUUUCAAUUCAAUAAGAACAGGAAGAUCAAGCCCAGCACUACUAGAUCGAAUUGAGGUUGAGUACUAUGGAAGCCCUGUCAACCUCAAGAGUCUUGCACAAGUUAGUGUGACAGAAGGAAAUUCUCUUUUGAUUCAGCCAUUUGAUAAGUCCAGUGUAAAGCCUAUUGAAAAAGCCAUUAGCAAGUCUAAUCUGGGUUUAACUCCAAGCAGUGAUGGAAAUAUAAUUCGAUUAAAUAUUCCACAGCUGACAGCUGAAAGAAGAAAGGAACUCCUGAAAGUAGUUGGAAAAAUGGCUGAGGAGGCAAAGGUUGCCAUCAGGAACAUAAGAAGAGAUGCGAUCAAAAGUUAUGAGAAACUAGAAAAGGAAAAAAAACUUUCUAAAGACAAUGUAAAGGAUUAUUCAGAUGAUAUGCAGAAGAUAACUGAUGAAUAUAUAAAGAAGGUUGAUUCAUCGUUUAAAGAAAAAGAGAAGGAGUUGAUGACUAUCUGAUGGUAACCAAGUGCCACGUUUUGUUAUGUUGCAAGUGCUACAUGAUCAUCUGAAGGUUGGAGGAAUACAUUUUGUAUUUUCAAUUAACUAUCUUUUGUUCAGGGUGUAUAAUUACUUAUAAAAAAAAUAACUAGCAAUUUUCUAUGUUGUACACUGGUGCAAUUUCCAAAUAGCCAGCAUUGUGAGCUUGAUUUUGGCCUUGCAAUAUGGCAAUCUUUUUGUUGUCUCAAACCAAUUUUGAGGCUUCCGAUCUUCUCUUAAUGCUCAUUGAAAUAUAAAUUUAAUGCUAAAGAUAGUCAUAUCUACAAUAUAUGGCAGUAAUUUGAAAGAAUUCAA